AUGCUCGUUGCAUACAUGCUCCAAUUUCUCGAUAAACAGACAUUGAGCUCAUCUACAAUUAUGGGCAUAAUAACAGACCUCAAAUUGCAUGGCUCUCAGUAUAGCUGGGCUUCGAGCUGCUUCUAUUUUGGCUAUCUUUUUGCAACAUACCCGGUUUCGUUGAUCUUAAUCAAGUUUCCGCUGGGAAAGUCCCUAUCAAUCAUGUUUUUGAUUUGGGCCAUUAUACUUGCGUGCCAUGCUGCGGCCAAGAACUUUGCGACACUGAUGGUUACACGGUUCUUCCUCGGUAUUGCCGAGGCGAGCAUCUCGCCCGGAUUCAGUCUGAUCACAUCACUCUGGUAUCGAACCUCAGAGCAGCCAUGGAGGCACGGUCUUUGGUUCUGCGGAAAUUCACUCUCAUCGGUCUUCAGUGGACUAAUCGGAUAUGGAAUCUAUCAUAUCCAUGAUAGUCUGGCUUCCUGGAAGUGGCUCUUCAUUAUUUUUGGCAUUUUGACAUUUGUGUGGGGGCUCGUCCUAUUAUGGCGCUUGCCUGAUAGUCCGCGAAACGCCAAAUUCAUCAGUGAAAAGGAGAAGAAGAUCGCCAUGCACCGAUUGAGGGCCAAUCAAGCAGGUUUCAAGAGCAAUAAACUAGAGCUUUCUCAGAUAAAAGAGGCUCUUCUCGAUUAUAAGACUUGGCUUGUUGCUGUCUAUUCUCUCACCACAAAUAUCCCCAAUGGGGGAAGUUUAGCUUUCUCUUCAUUGAUUCUUGAAGGAUUUGGCUUUUCGGUUCUAAACACUUUCUUGAUGGGAAUUCCAAUGGGAAUAGUCAUUUUUUUGUUUGUUCUUUCGACAACAUACCUAUCUUCAAAGCUGCCGAAUGCCAGGUGUCUGAUAAUUGCAGCGGUCAAUGUUAUCAGCAUUACUGGCGCCGUUGUUAUCUAUACUUGCGACACUAUUGGAGCGAAAUACGCUGGACUUUGCCUUAUGCAAGUCUUCUCCAGUGGCAUGCCUCUCUCAAUGGCUCUGGUCAGCUCUAACAUAGGAGGCUUCACAAAACGAGCCACCGUGAUCACAUGUUUAUUCACGUGCUAUUGCGCUGGAAAUAUUAUCGGUCCUCAGCUGUUCUUCGCCAGGGAGGCCCCUCGCUACAAGGUAAUUACCCCAAUCUCUCUAAAGCUCGUCAUUGACCCAGGCUAA
Messenger RNA from Penicillium daleae, 1176 nucleotides. RefSeq lists its product as uncharacterized. Bases 1 to 1176 code for a protein of 391 amino acids. Gene Ontology annotation, biological process: transmembrane transport; dipeptide transport; allantoate transport. Gene Ontology annotation, molecular function: dipeptide transmembrane transporter activity; allantoate transmembrane transporter activity. The transcript is spliced from 6 exons. The record is from RefSeq and is a predicted model, not a curated record. NCBI's taxonomy places the organism in Eukaryota, Fungi, Ascomycota, Eurotiomycetes, Eurotiales, Aspergillaceae. Gene Ontology annotation, cellular component: plasma membrane.